CGGAUUUCGAAUAGCACGUUACAGCUUGCAUUAUGGCAGAUGUCCUGUCACUCUUGCGGGAGUAUCAUCUAAAUGGCAGGCCAAUCGUUGAGACUCAAACUGAGGUGAUAUUUGGAGACUUUGCCUGGCCCAAAACCACCAAAACCAACUUUUUAGUAUGGGGGUAAUAGCUGCUGCUUUGCUUUCAAAUCAAUAAUCAUAGGUCUGGCAAAGAAGGUACUCCAAAAGACUAUUAUACCCUUGACUGUGUUGUGUAUUUAUUGAAGCACAUUGAUUUGCCACAUACUCAGUAUGUGCGACAAGCAGCAGUAAGCAGUCGUAUUCCCAUUUAGGAAGUAAUAACUGUCAUGUAGAGUGCUGGUCUCCCCGUGGUGCGACUUCCCGAUCGACGUGACCUGUUGGCUUACUUAAAGGGUGAAACAAAUACUGCUCCAAAUAUUGACAGAGCUGCUCCCGUUGACAUUUCCUUGCGUCGAGCUGUUGCUAAACAAACAGAUGCACAUUCGCAUAUUCGAAGAGAUGCAGCUGAUAUACUUGGUACAGAUGGUUUCAGUGUCGAUUCUGAGGCCAAACGAAUGCGACUUACGAGUAGUGUUGAAGGAUUGGAUGACAGUUUGUUAAGUCGUGAGUCGCAAGCUCGUUUGAAAUCUAUGGUACUUGAUGAAGAGGCGAUCGCACGUGAAAAGCGUGAUUUGGCUGCUAAGCUAGAAAGUUCGUUUGGCAAUCGUUCCUCUAGUUUCAUCCAACCUGAUCAAGCUAAAUCAAGCACAUUGCCAGAAGCUGUUCCACUGGACAAAAUUCAGUCAUGGCGAGCGAAGUUCCGUGCCAUUCAACAGCAAAGAAUCAAGACGGGUGAUGUAGAUCAGGCGUUUGAAGUCCCUGUAGCAAAUUAUCCUGGCAGUGAUGGUGACACUGGACUGUCAGUUAUGUCUUUAGAUGCUCGAGACUCCCGUGUUGGUCUUCAUAGUGUAGUACCUGGAGGCGAAUCUCAGUCUAUUAUUCGGAUAGACGAUGUUACUCAAGGUCAAUUAUAUUCAGGCAGCACUCUCCUUAGAGCUUCUCUUAUGGCUGACGAAGCGCCAGUACGCGCAAUUGUAGCGCGUGAGCGUUCCUGGAGAAAUCGUGUCUCGGUUUUACAGAGUCAAGGAAAAACAUUCUAUGAAAACAUUGUUUUGGGAAUUCUUCGAAAUGUAAUCUUGAAAGAAGAUGCUCAUAAUGCUCCAGAUCCUAAAGCAGCUGGCAGAUUAGGCUAUACGGCUGCUAACAAUCAAUCGACACUUUUCCCUCAACCACUGGCUGUCGGAACUUACUAUUCAAAACCUAACGGUGCAAAUACUGGGUCAGCUAUGGCGCUCAGUACAGGGCAGCCUAUGUCUGUCUCCAAUUCCAAUGCGCCGCAUCAUUCACAGAUGCAUUAUUCGAGAUACGAUCAAGAGCGUUUUACAGGUGGACGUGAAGAAACUGCCGGCUUUCGCAUCGAUACUAUGAGUUCUUAUCACGGAAAGGCCUUGGUGUCAAUGGUUGCCGGUAGUGCAGACAAGCCAAAUUCAGAUAAUUUUGCUGGGAGUUCAACUCCUCUCCGUACGCCAGCGACUGCUUCUAGGUCAAUGGGAAACGAAACUCCGAGUAUUCCUUAUGAACCUCAAUCUCUCAGAGACCCUCGAGCUACUGCCUCCGGGAUUCCUUCGACCCCAAGUGCUACUCCUGAUGCAUAUCGUGGUUUACGCUCUACUGCUGAUGCCCGCCUAACUGCUCGAAAUAAAAUCAGGUCAUCUCGUAUUCCAAUUAUUAUAAUUCCCGCAGCACCAACUAGUCUAAUUACUAUGUACAAUGCCAGAGAUAUCUUACAAGAUUUACGUUUCGUUAAAUCUCAGGAAAAGCAAGCUUCAGGUAUGCGUCGGGAAAAUGAAAUUCUGAUUCAACGUCAGAAAUCUGAUGGUCGAACUGUACCGUAUCGUGUGGUGGACCAACCGAAUAAAUUAUUAUUAGAUGAAUGGAAUCGUGUUGUGGCUGUUUUUGUCCAGGGUCAAGCAUGGCAAUUUAAAGGUUGGCCAAUCAGCUCUGAUCCAGCUGUAAUUUUCUCCCAAAUUAAAGGUUUUCAUUUGAAAUAUACCAAUAUGCCUUUGGAUCCAAAUGUAGCCAAAUGGAAUGUACGUGUAAUCGACUUAGAUCAACGGCGUCAUCUAGACAAGGCUAAUUUUCAACAAAUCUGGGAACAACUAGAUAAACAUAUAGCUAGAAAUAAGCCAUUUUUACGUUCUUAGGAGGGGAAAGAGGAGGAGAAGGAGAAGAAGAUGAAAUCAUUUCUUUUUUUGUAUAAAGAGACUAGGUUGUUUUUGUUAUCAUUAUUAUUAUUUUUUGAUUAAUUUGUUAAAAUAAACAAUGUAUAUAAAAAUGUUCAA
This is a messenger RNA of Trichobilharzia szidati, 2402 nucleotides long. The record is from the annotation of a GenBank genome assembly. Lineage: Eukaryota; Metazoa; Platyhelminthes; Trematoda; Strigeidida; Schistosomatidae.